GUCAAGUCAGUUAGGCAAUGAAGUUUCAAGUGAUUGGAAUUCACGGUCAGAGAGCACGUGUUAAAACCGGCAUUGUUUAUUUUUAAAAAUUUAUCAUCCAAUAAGUUAAUCAAAAUAUUUUUUGUUUACAUCAAGCCAAGAGAAAGAAUCGAAUCAUAGACUAGUAUAAUCAUUAUUCUGAUUAAAUAUGAAAAAAAAUUUAAUGAAGUUUAAAAAACAGUUGUGGACGUUAUUUAUUUUAUUAAGUUUUGUAACAUAUGUGAAAUCACAAGACGAUGACUCCCUCGCAGGAAGUUUUUUAUCAGGUCUCCUAGACUCGAUAGCAAGUACCGCAAAUAGCGACAAUUGUCCAGGAGUUUGUGUACAUGCACUAGCGACCUUGAUUUGUGAUGACGUCCUUGAGGAGGUUCAAUGUCCUUCACCAAGCAUGCGCUGCUGUGUAAAUGAAGCUACUAACAGCACGGAUAGUUCUGCUUCUGAAAAUGACAUUGAAGAUGAAGCAACUGCAUCAACUGUAAAAGAAACUACGAUUCCUUCAUCAACUACAGCAUCCACAACAGUUUCUACAACAACAACACCAGUUAUAACAACAACAUCAGCAACAGCAGUUGUACCAUCUACGAUAGCAUCGGUAAUUUUUUCAAUAAAUAGAACUAUUUCAAAAUGUUCUGGGAUGUGCAUUGAAUUACGAAUAGCCGAGUACUGUGAAGCUAUUGUUAAUAUUGAUACCCUAUGUAAACCUGGACUACGAUGUUGUGUUUCAAAAGAUACUUUUGGUAACAAUCCACCACCUGAAUUCUAUGUGAUUGAUCGAUCCAAAGGGAACUUGACUAAAACUGAUGGAAAAGUUGGCUAUGAAAAGAUAACAAGUACAUUAAGACCGUCAACUACUUCAUCACUCCUAUCAUCACCUUCACCAACAUCAUCCUCAGUUUUCCCUUUGGCAGCAACAUUGGCUACAAUCAAGCCAAAACCUGUCUCUAAGAAACCAUGUCAAGGUGAAUGUGUCAGCCAUUUUUUGGCCCUGUUUUGUGAUAACAUCGAUCGUGAUGCAGAUUGUCCUUCAGAUGGAUCUUGUUGUACAACCAAUAUUCCUUCUAAAACGGAAAUAACUACAACAUUAAAACCAACCAUAAAACCACCAGCACCAAAAUUACCUCCUUGUAAAGGAUACUGUUUGUUGACAAUAAUGGCAGCAUUCUGUGAACGGCCUAGUCUCAUUGUAUCAAAAACGUCGACGUGUUCAAGUGGGUCUAUUUGUUGUGAUGAUAGUAAUGCACCACCUACUACUCAACGACCACGGCCAAAACCAGUACCCACGAAAGCAUCAACAACACCUGCAUCUUUACCACCAGAUUCUCGACCUGAAUGCCCAGGAUCAUGUAUCAUGUCUUACCUAUCUUUUACAUGUUUUAGAAAUGCUGAAUUAACUACCAUUUUUAAAUGCAAGAAAUUUGGUCAUCAAUGUUGCGCUCCUAAAUCAAUAAUUCGUGAAUAUAACAAUGGAAAUGCCAGUCAAGAUCAUAUUUUGACAAAUCGAAAUGAUACAUUUCCAUCAGUUACAAGGCCGUAUACUUCUACAUUUGUUCCUACUGUACCAUAUGAUACACCGUUACUGCCUCUCUCAACAACAUUACCAACUCCUACAACAUCUAAAGCUCCAAUUUACAGUAAAUAUGUGUGUGGAGUUAAAGGCACAUCUCGAGGUCCUGUGCAGGCUCGCAGUUAUUCAAGAGAUGGUCGAGUAGUUGGUGGAGAAGAUGCUGAUGCUAAUGAAUGGUGUUGGCAAGUUGCUUUGAUAAAUUCACUCAAUCAAUAUCUUUGUGGAGGUGCUUUAAUUGGAACCCAAUGGGUUUUAACAGCAGCUCAUUGUGUUACCAAUAUUGUCAGGUCGGGUGAUGCAAUUUAUGUACGUGUUGGUGAUCAUGAUCUUACAAGGAAAUAUGGUAGUCCUGGUGCACAAACUCUAAGAGUUGCUACUACUUAUAUUCAUCAUAAUCACAAUAGCCAGACAUUGGAUAACGACAUAGCUCUGUUGAAAUUACAUGGACAGACUGAACUCAAGGAUGGCGUGUGUUUAGUUUGUUUACCCGCUAGAGGAGUCAGUCAUACCGCUGGAAUGAGGUGUACUGUUACAGGAUAUGGAUACAUGGGUGAAGCUGGUCCAAUCCCUCUGAAAGUACGGGAAGCAGAAAUACCUAUCGUUAGUGAUGCUGAAUGCAUUAGAAAAGUGAAUGCUGUUACAGAAAAAAUCUUCAUUUUACCUGCUAGCAGCUUUUGUGCGGGCGGUGAACUUGGGAAUGAUGCAUGCCAGGGUGAUGGAGGUGGUCCUUUAGUGUGUCUGGAUGAUGGAUUCUAUGAACUAGCAGGACUUGUAUCAUGGGGGUUUGGUUGCGGAAGAGUUGAUGUUCCUGGUGUUUAUGUUAAAGUAUCAGCUUUUAUCGGCUGGAUAAAUCAAAUUAUAUCUGUUAACAAUCUUUAGUAAAUUCUAUUUACUUAAUUGAUUGAUAUACGUUAAUUUAUUUAUUAGAUAAAUUAAUUGAAUAUUGCUGCACCUUGACAAUUUCUGAGUUUAAUAUUUAUUAGUUAAUUUAACUGUUUUGAGAGUGAUUUUAAGUAAAAGUUACUACACUAUCCUUAAUAAUCACAAAAUGUUGGAAAAUCACAUGAGGAGUUUACUUUUGGAUUACGACUUUUAAUGAUGUGAGAGAAUGUAGGACUCGAAAUUAAUUUAAUUAUUUGAAUAAAAAAAUUUCCAUUCAUUUUUUAAUUAAAAAAUUAAAAUAUUUUAAGAAUUCUAAUUACAUUGCAAUGCUUAAAAAAUAUUGAUAGAUAAAAGUAUACGGAUCUUUGCGCACUAGUUUUAGGCGAAUAAAUAGAUAAAAUAAGGAAAUACCUCCAGGAAAAGAUUCAUGCAACAACAAUCUAUGGAAUGAAACGAGAUAAAGACGAUUGGUUGAAGAAUAAGCAAAAUAUCCAAAAUUAAAAGUUCAAAGUGGUUCGACAGAUUUUAGUCAACUACGUGUAAAACGAGUAAGAGUGUUAGAGAUAUUAAAAGCAAUCUUUUGAGUCGCACGAAGGUCCAUAUAUUUUUAUCAGUCCAUGGUUCUCUAUUUCGAGGCGCUUUUAGUACGCGAGAAAAAUUUUUCAUCUAUGAUCAUGAAUCACACAUGACUAAUAAAGUUCACAUGUAUGUUUCUAAUGAAACAUGUAGCCAAUUUUCUGUUUACGAUCAUAUAUGAAAAUUUUUUCUUGAGUAGUAACUUUUACGAAAUAUUUUUUCGUGCACUAUCAAAAAAUAUAAACUUACGCAUGAUUUAAUAAUUUGUUCAACUAAAAUUGGUCAGAUCGGAGUCAUAGAUAAUAUUAUUUACUAUAUUAUCGAGAUAUGUAAGGCUUUAUUAUAUAAUCAUCAAGAUCAUCAUAAUCAUCUUCAUCAUCAUCAUUUUCUUCAUUUUACAAGUAAGACACUUACAUGAAAUUCUAGUGAGUUAUAAAAUGAAUUUUAUCUAUAAAAAAAAAACAUUGUUCCUAGUUCUUUAAAGAAUUUUAAUGUUUACACUUUCGAUGUCAUGCCUUGAAUAGUAUUAAUGAAAAUAAAUGGUAAUAAAUCUGGAAAAAUUGUUAAGAUGCAACAACGUUUAUUAUACUUGAUUUGUUCGAUC
This is a messenger RNA of Chelonus insularis, 3665 nucleotides long. It is a transcript of the gene mas, whose product is annotated as masquerade. The transcript has 11 exons. Bases 188 to 2482 code for a protein of 764 amino acids. Gene Ontology annotation, biological process: proteolysis. Gene Ontology annotation, molecular function: serine-type endopeptidase activity. NCBI's taxonomy places the organism in Eukaryota, Metazoa, Arthropoda, Insecta, Hymenoptera, Braconidae. The record is from RefSeq and is a predicted model, not a curated record.